AUGUAUUCUAUGAUAAAUAUUCUUGUUCUCUUAACAUUAUUUUAUGUUGAUUAUACAUUAAGUAAAAAAUUAUUUAAUAUACAUAAAUAUGGAAAAGGUGCUUGGGCUCAUUCAACAGAAAUAAAAAUUCAUUGUUUUUCUGGUGAUUCUUUAAUUCGAUUAGCGAAUGGUGAAAAUAAAAAAAUUUCUUAUCUGAAAUCAGGUGAUGAAAUUCUUACAAUUGAUCAAUCAAAAAUUGUUUCAACUGAAAUGAUUAUGAUGUUAGAUAAACAAAUAUCAAAAGAAGUUUUAUUUUAUGAAUUCAUAACAAAAUCUGGUCAUGAAAUAAGUUUAACUGAAUAUCAUUUAAUUCCCAUUUUUAAUUCAAAUCAAAACCAAAUUUAUUUAUUUGCUAAACAAAUUCAAAUAGGAGAUUUUUUAUAUGUUUUAUUAAAUGAUCAACUUAAAUAUUCUCCAGUUAUUAAUAUAACAGUUGAGAUAAGAAAAGGUUAUUAUGCUCCGUUAACAAGUAAAGGAACAUUAUUAGUCAAUGAUGUCUUAGCAAGUUGUUUUGCAUAUGUAAAAAAUCAUCAUUCGGCACAAUUUUAUAUGUUUCCUUUCCGUUUUUAUUACAAAUUAGCACGAUUUUUCAAUUUCACUGAUCCAUUUAAUAAUCCUAAUUCUGAAGGUUUACACUGGUUCAUUAAAAUUAUGUUUAAUUUUGCAAAAUAUUUUCGACCAGAUACAUUAUUUUCGUAG
Messenger RNA from Rotaria socialis, 738 nucleotides. Lineage: Eukaryota; Metazoa; Rotifera; Eurotatoria; Philodinida; Philodinidae. The record is from the annotation of a GenBank genome assembly.